Camelina sativa (false flax) is the source of this 849-nucleotide messenger RNA. NCBI's taxonomy places the organism in Eukaryota, Viridiplantae, Streptophyta, Magnoliopsida, Brassicales, Brassicaceae. The record is from RefSeq and is a predicted model, not a curated record.
AUGGAUCCAUUGUGUUCUCUUGGGGAAAUUUAUUCCAGAGUUAUUAGAGAAGAACAGCGUUUAGCUUCGGCUCAGGUUCAUGAUCAGCGUAAAGAGGUCGUGGGUUUCACGACUCAAACCGAACAUAGUGUACUUCCUUCUUCCCGAACAGAGAUGCGAAGUGGAGGAAGAUUGGAUUUUUCAAGUAUCAGGUCUCGUUCUUCCAUCUGCUCUCAUUGUGGACGUUCAGGACAUGAAAAGAAAGAGUGUUUGCAGAUUGUUGGAUUUCCGGAAUGGUGGACUGAGCGCAACGGUGGUGGACGUGGGUCUGCUACUCGUUGUAGUGGAGGUCGCGGUUGUUUCACGAGGACUUUGAUUGGAAGCGGUGAAGAGCAUGAUGGGGUUUAUUAUCUUACGGAUGUGGCAACGGAUAGGAUUCAUUCCACAAAUGUUUCUUCUGAUCAGGCCUUGUGGCAUCAGCGUUUAGGACAUCCAAGAUUUUUGGUCCUUUCAUCUUUACCGGUGUUUUCUAGUUCUUUUAAAAAUGUUGGCUCUCGUUCGUGUGACGUGUGUUUUAGAGCCAAACAAACAAGAGAUGUUUUUCCUCUUAGUUCUAAUAAAUCAACAGAAUGUUUCUCUUUGAUUCAUUGUGAUGUUUGGGGUCCGUACCGUGUUCCAUCGUCUUAUGGGGCAGUUUAUUUUUUAACAAUAGUAGAUGAUUUCUUGAGGGCUGUAUGGACCUAUCUCAUGCCCGCCAAAUCAGAAGUUCGUGGAGUCCUUACUAAUUUUUUUGCGUACACGGAGAAACAGUUUGGCAAGACUGUUCGAAUGAUUCGUGGUGAUAAUGGGACAGAGUUUAUGUGUCUUUGA